AUGAAUAGAUUUGAAGAUCGACGGGAACUAUCGCGUUUAGGAGAAGAUGAUGAACGAUCUGGAUUCGAUGAUCAUACUGAUAUCGCUUAUUAUAAUGAUAGACAAGAAGAAGAAGAAGAAGAAGAAGAAGAAGCACAACGACAACAGCAACAAAAAGAGCCAGAUCCAUUUGAAGAACUCGAAGAAUUUACUCCGAGUGUGAGAAUAGAUGCGAAUAAGUUCAGCAUGCUCUGUGAUCAUGUCGAGAGUAGUCUGUCAGAAAUUGAUAAUUCAAUGUUCGAAUUACUCGAGCUGAAAGACACUUUACUUCUACAAUUUCUGCCUCCAAAUGUAUCGACGCGAAUAACAUUGGUUAUCUCACGUUUAUAUCGUGCUUAUUCAUUGUCUCAAAUACCUCUUCAUGAACUUGUUCGCAUUGUUCACUUAUAUAGUCAACCAUUUGAUAUGAAGAGUGUAAUUAUGAAGAAAUUUUACGAAGGCAAUGAAAUGAAGAAAAGAAUGCUCAACGCGGCAUUGCAAAGGCUGACAUUGAUGGAAGGAAAUAAUAAACGAUAUCAACAGAUGAGAUGUAUAAGUAAUUGGGAAAAAAUGUAUAUUCAAUUAGCUUUGCCGAGAUCGAAUGUACGAAAGUGGAAAUUUCGUUUGAGAACUUUUCGCGAAACAUCUCAACUUGGUUAUGAACAUGUCAUCGAAUGGUUGAACUCGAGUGUUCCACGUCCGAAGUCUGAGAGCGAUGUUUUAUCGAAAGGAGAAUCGAUGGGCGAUGAAGAUGAACUUGAAGACCUCGAUCAACUUGAUUCCUCGGGCGAUCAAAGUAGUAUAAGAGAAAUCGAUGAUCAACAGCAGGGUUCUGAUUUGGACGAUGAUAUUCGAAGUGAUAACGAAGGAAGUUUCUUGAGUAGUGCAGGAAAACAACGAAAGAAACGAACAAGUGGAUCCGCGAAAGCCGAACCACAGGAACCUGAAAUGAAGCAAAUCGAUGUUGAAAUUCAAGCGACACCUGAUUUCGAUAAUCAGGAAACAUCGACGGGUGAUGUUCUUUCUACCAAAGCAUUAAUUAUACGUGUUUAUCGGCCCGUUGGACUCGAAAAGAAAACAUUCCAAUGUGUUAUUCAUACUCAAGGGCAAACUUAUAAAACAAAUAUUUUCACUUUUGAAAAAACGAAUACAUUGAAAACUGAAGAUGUCCAUACACCUGACCGAGGAAGUAGCCGACGGAAGCUGCGACGAUCGAUCGAGCCAAGAGCGAAAAGUCGAAAUGAAAAUACGCCACUUCAGGAAGAAAAUGACAUUAAUGCUAUUGAUAGAAAACAAUGUGAUGAACAAUUUAUUCCCAUGCCAGCUGUUUUGAAACGUCGAUCUUUGUUGGAUACUGGAGUGGAUCCUGAAGCGGUUAAUAUCGAUAUUUUGGGCGACGGAAAACUUUGUGGAUCGCUUGUGCUUUCAUCCGAAGAUUUACGAAUGCUCGAUCUUCCAAAUUUACAUAGCCCAUCAACCGCACCACUAGUGAUUAUCGAUGACAGUACACCGAACGAACCUGAACCGUCAUCAAGAACAACUCAACUUGAAUUCGAAGAAUUGUCGUAUGAUCUCUACAAAUCUUGGAUAUCACGUACACCACAAACAUUCACCAUCUACAACGACAAGCGUGAACCGAUCGCCAAACUGCCAUUACAUAUGUUUUGGUAUAAUAAAGUCGAAAUAACUCAUGCAACGAAAUGCACAAUGACUGCACCAAUGAAAGUUCGUGCACCAACAGCGAAGGCAGUGGUGUAUUCUCCGUCACCGCUGAUUUCGAAUGAAACAUCUGAACAAACGAUCCCGUUGAUAGUCGUACCUUCAACUGUAGAUCUCGAGGAAGAAGACAUCGUACCGACCAUUGAUGCGACCGAGGAGACUGAUGAGCAGCUGGAAAUGAUCAAAGUGUCAUAUGAAGAUAAAAUUGCUCGACUUCAUGAAAGUUACCAAGCGGAAAUUCAACGUUUACGGAAGCUUCUUAGUGAAUCACCUUCGCAUCGAUCGAAUCGAAUGGAUGAAGUCUCAGAAUUUGAAGAAAAUAUUCAGGAUAUUAUUGGAGAAGAGUCGUCGAAUGUUAUAUCACAACAUCCAACACGACCAUCCUCGAAGCGAAAUAUUAAUCUUGAACAUCAUCGAACGCCCAAUUAUGGAAAACAUCUUUCAGAUAGUUUUCUUGAUCGUUAUCAAAUGUUUUUGGAACGAAGUGCAACUCAUCGUCGUCAAUUAGCAACUAAAGUCGAGCAAGAAACAGCACAAACGAUGGAACGGCAAAUGGAAAUACAACAUCGAUUGCACAAACCUGAUCAACAUGGCGAACGCUACGAUGAUUUGUGUUUGCCAGCAGUUUUCAUGCCUUUUCGUUCCGGGAAUGUUUUCAAUCCGAGAGCUUAUCGAUUUUUUCAUCCAACUGGCACAACCGAUCCUCGUUUAACGCAAACACCGACAAUUUUCAAACUUCCACCACUUCCAUCGGGCUCGGUAUCUGUAUUGAAUCUGUUUGAAUUGAGUCGAUGUUAUGAUGGUUCGGCGGACAAAGAACAAUCUGUUGAUCAAACAAUGAAUCAAACUAACGAGCCAGCUCGACCCUUCUCGUCUCCAACUAAUCAACAACGAACAAACUAG
Messenger RNA from Adineta ricciae, 2640 nucleotides. The record is from the annotation of a GenBank genome assembly. Lineage: Eukaryota; Metazoa; Rotifera; Eurotatoria; Adinetida; Adinetidae.